This is a messenger RNA of Dicentrarchus labrax (European seabass), 2234 nucleotides long. RefSeq names its product clusterin (gene clu). The coding region runs from base 125 to 1513 and encodes 462 amino acids. The transcript has 10 exons. The record is from RefSeq and is a predicted model, not a curated record. NCBI's taxonomy places the organism in Eukaryota, Metazoa, Chordata, Actinopteri, Moronidae.
CCGCUGGUAUAAAUAGGAGCAGCAGAGAGACUGAAGGCAGCUUCAGACGGUCUGGAGUCUCAGGAAACAAACAGAGGUUUUUUUUUCUCAUCAUUGCCUGCUGGCCCUGUGAGAGUCAGAGAGGAUGUUAAUGAUGAUGAUGAUGAUGAAGAAGAAGGGGUCAAAGUCUUUGGCUGUGGUGGCUCUUUUUCUGGCCUCAGUCAACUGCAUCGUUCCUCCAUCCAAAGAGGAUCUUACCGAGAUCUCCCUUCAGGGAGUAAAGUAUCUGGAUAAACAGAUUGAAAAUGCUGUUAACGGAGUGAAGGAGAUGAAGAGUGUGAUGCAGAAAUCUUCAGAGGACCACAAGAAGUUUUUGGAUGCUCUGGAGAAGACCAAGGAGCAGAAAGAGGAAGCGAUGCGUACGGCUCAGGAGAUGGAGGCCAAGCUGGAGCAAGAGGAGGAGGUCUGCAACGAGACCAUGAAGACUCUGUGGGAGGAGUGUAAGCCGUGUCUGAAGAACACCUGCGUUAAAUACUACUCCCGAACAUGCAGCAGUGGAUCUGGACUGGUGGGACGCCAGCUGGAGGAUGUGCUGAACAGAACAUCCCCCUUCUCCAUAUGGAUCAACGGGGAGAAAAUAGAAACCCUGGAGCAGGAGGGACAACGACAGAGCAAAGAAUUCAAGAACCUGGAGGAAAGAUACACAGAGAUGGCCGAUGGUGUGGACAGCAUAUUUUCAGACAGCAUGAAGGUGGCUGAUCAUGUGCACUACAGCCCUCCUGUGUUCUUCCUCCCCAAUUUCCUGGGACCGUACACUCGCCGGAGCAGAAGCAUUCGCUCUCUAUUCCGGGAUCCUUUCCACAGCUUCCAGAAUUUGUUCUCUCCCAUGACGGAUGUGACCAGGAACUUCUUCAGCUCAAUGGGCUCCAUGAUGGACGACACAGACACAGCUCCUAAUGAGGACGGCAGCGUCAACGAGGACGUGGUCAUCACCAAACCUUUUGGCAACGGCAGGAUGACCUGCAGGGAGAUUCGCCGCAACUCAGCCGGCUGCCUCAAGUUCCGUGACGAGUGUCAGAAAUGCAGAGAGAUCCAGCACAUUGACUGCUCCGGGAAGAAACCUCUGGAGGGCCCGCUGAAGGAAGAGCUGGAGGAGGCGUUGGCCAUGGUUGAGCGAUUUACUCAGCAGUACAACAGCCUCCUGAAGAGGUUUGAGGAUAAGAUGUUAAACACCUCCUUCAUCCUGGACCUGCUCAACAGUCAGUUCGGCUGGGUGUCUUCUCUGGCAAACCAAACCAAUGCCAAUGACAACAUCUUCCAGGUUCAGACGGUGAUCUGCAGGGACACUGAAGAGAAGUCAGCUGGAGAGGAGAAGCAGCCUGAAGAAACCAAUGUGUCUGUGCAGCUCUUCGACUCUCCACCGAUGAACCUCACUGUGCCGGGUGACAUCCCCUGGACCGACCCUAAAUUCUCUGAGGUGGUGGCCCAGGAGGCACUGGACCGCUACAAAGAAAUCAGUGUUAUGGUGAAAUAAAGUCCCUGUUGGAGUUGCGUCCCAACCUGCUGACUAGAGAAUGUUCUGGAUUCAUUGAACCGCACCUGAAACCCAGACGAUAAACACACCUGGAAACACCCCUGAAGCCAACCCUCUGAUUCUGUUGUAAAUCUAAAUUAAUUCCUGCUUUUGCAAACGACAGUUUAACCUCAGAGAUUUAUAUUGUAACAUUAGAGCUCUUUUUCCUGCUGUAAGAGAAGAUAUUCAGUAGAUGUAGAUAACAGGCCUACUCGUGUCUGUAGCACCUCCAGGUCUUAAUACUAUAUGUGAGCUGGGCUUUGCAAAAUAUGCUUAAGCCAAACUUGAUGUAAUUUACUCUGAUAUGGUUUAUUAUCUGCAUUCAGUGGUCCUAACACACACAACGAUUAAACAAAUGUUUCUUCCAUAACAGUUCAAUAAAACAAAGCUUUUAUUUGUUGCAGAGAUUUGUAGGAAACUAAAGUUUUGAUGAAGUUUAUUCAGGCUGUUUCAGUGGCUUUAAUGACCUGAAGUACCCUUCUACAGAUCUCUGAUCGCUUUCAUCUGAGUUGGUUGAAGUGGUUGAUUUGCUGCAGUUGGUUGCACUGAUUGGAGUGAUUAAAGUUUGGAAAGUUAAAAUACUAUAGGAGUUGAUUAUGUUCAGGAUUUUUUUGACACCCUCUGUACAACAGCCUAGCCAUGGAGCAAUACAUAAAGAUCUAAUAAAACCUGCUCAAAUCCA